Messenger RNA from Acanthosepion pharaonis, 498 nucleotides. Lineage: Eukaryota; Metazoa; Mollusca; Cephalopoda; Sepiida; Sepiidae. The record is from the annotation of a GenBank genome assembly.
AUGUACUUUUUCCAUAUCUAUCUAUCUAUCUAUCUAUCUAUCUAUCUCAGUCUGUUCAUAUCUAUCUCAGUCUGUUCAUAUCUAUCUCAGUUCAUAUCUAUCUAUCUAUCUAUCUAUCUAUUAGUUAUUCAUAUGUAUUUUAUGUCUGUUUGUUUCUUCCUAUCUAUCUAUUGCAAUCUUUUCAUAAUUCUUAAUGUCCGCUCUAGCUUUCUAUCUUUAACAUUGUUCGCGUUUUCCUAUCUAUCUAUCUAUCUAUCUAUCUAUCCCAAUCUUUUCAAAUCUUUCAAUGUCUGCCUUUUCCUAUCUAUCUAUCUAUCUAUCUAUCUAUCUAUCUAUCUAUCUAUCUAUCUAUCUAUCUAUAACAAGAUUUUUCUAUCUCCUUUUCACAUCUAUUCAUACCAGUCUUUUCAUAUCUGUUUAUUCAAGGGUGUUCAUAUCUACAAGUUUUAUCUCUCUCUCAGUCUUGACAUAUUUACGAAUAUAUGUGAACCUGAAUAG